Xylaria bambusicola is the source of this 4740-nucleotide messenger RNA. RefSeq names its product NACHT and WD domain protein. The record is from RefSeq and is a predicted model, not a curated record. The coding region runs from base 1 to 4740 and encodes 1579 amino acids. Gene Ontology annotation, molecular function: protein binding. The transcript is spliced from 10 exons. NCBI's taxonomy places the organism in Eukaryota, Fungi, Ascomycota, Sordariomycetes, Xylariales, Xylariaceae.
AUGAUCAAGUCGCCGAUUCGUGAGGUUCACAUGAUAAUGGCCAAACACAAUCGAAAACCAUCUGGGUCCCAAGAACAGGGCUUGAAGGAUCCUCUCAGUCAUGAUAUUUCUCUGAAAGGCUCCAUAUCAGGAGUCAGUCUGGAAGCCAGCGGUCAGGGCGAUUCCACCACAUUAACCCCGACGCUGCCCAGCUCUACUAUAUCAAGCAGUCAUGGAAUACAAUCACCAGGACUCAGGGAAAGCGAACCAGGACCCCUGGGAUUGAACGUAGUAUAUACCCCAGAGAAUGCACGAAAACUUGACAUUGUAUUUGUUCACGGACUAGGCGGCACGAGUCGGUGGACAUGGUCUAAGAAUAAGAACCCUGCGCUCUUCUGGCCUUCGACCUUUUUACCUCUAGAACCUGACUUAUGUCUCGCACGAAUAUUAACAUUUGGCUACAAUGCCAACUUCCUAAAGACGGGAAGUCUUGGCACUUCAAUUCUUGAUUUCGCUAAAGCACUGCUGUUCGACCUCAAGUAUGGAAAAGACGAGUCUAAGAGUGAUCUUAACAUGGGGAGCGUUCCUCUCAUCUUUGUGGUACAUAGCAUGGGCGGCCUAGUUGCUAAAGAAGCAUACCUGCUAGGUCAGAAUGAUCCUGAAUAUGAGGCAAUUGUUCGAGCGAUCAGUUCUAUCGUUUUCCUUGCAACACCGCAUCGUGGUACGAAUCUUGCCGAGACACUUAACAGAAUACUACAAGCGGCUAUUGUUACGAAUCCAAAGCCUUAUGUAUCUGAAUUGAUUAGAAACUCAUUUACGCUACAAAGGCUCAAUGAACAGUUUCGCCACGUUGCCCCUCGCCUUGACAUAGUCUCAUUCUAUGAGACACAACCAACUUCAUUAGGGCUAAAAAGCGCAAGAAUUAUGAUAGUAGAAAAGGACUCGGCAGUGCUUGGAUAUCCCGGAGAAAUAUCAAAAGCGCUAGAGGCCGACCACCAUGGCGUUUCUAAGUUCGACCAUCCCCUAGAUCCAAACUACAUUACUGUGAGAAAUGUGCUUAUGUCUUUGACAAGUAAAGCAUUGUCCGAGAAGGCGCUGAAAUCCCUUGAGGCAUCGGACAGAAAGGACUUAGAGACUGCACGAUCAUUCCUUGGGCUUCAGGAGUUGCCAGAGGCAGAUUACACGUUUUCCCAUGAUCAGUGGAUGCAAGGGACCUGCGAUUGGAUCAUACACGAAAAAGCCUUCAAUACGUGGCUAGACACUAAAAGCUCUGCAUCAGGGGUUCUAUGGCUUAAUGGAAACCCUGCAUCUGGAAAAUCGGUGAUGUCUUCUUUUAUAAUUAAUCAUCUCAUCGAGCAGAAACUGUGUUGCCAAUAUUUCUACAUUCGGUUCGGAGACAGAACAAAGCGGACUUUGAGUCUGUUACUUCGUUCAAUCGCGUUCCAGAUCGCACAAGCAGAUUCGAAGUUUCUUCGCGAGAUCAUCGACCUCAAAGAAGAGGGUAUAGAUAUGGAGAACGCCGAACACAGAAUGAUCUGGCAAAGGGUGUACAAAUCUAUCCUCUUCAAGUCAGGAGAUACGCCACCGCUUUAUUGGGUUAUUGACGGUCUAGAUGAAGCAGAGAAUCCCCAAGCAAUUCUUAGGGCGCUAUAUGAUCUUUCGUCUUCGCUCAACCCUGUCCGAGUUCUCAUUACAAGUCGGAAAACCCUGGAAUUAGCAGCUGCAGUGACGAAGAUUCCCCAUGAUCUUUAUUAUGGAGAGAUUAGCGUAGAGGGUCACGUCGAUGAUCUGCGUUGUUACGUUACCCAAGAGCUGACUAUGUUGGGCACACCCGAAUUCAAACAAAACGUUACUGCAAGGAUACUUGAGGGUGCGCACAAUAACUUUUUAUGGGUUCGACUUGCCGUCGAGAAGUUGAAUGCUUGCCAUCGCCUCGCUGAUGUCGAGCUUGCGCUACAACAGCUGCCGGGAGGUAUGGGGGCGUUAUAUGCCAGAAUGGUGUCCUCCAUGCCAGAAGACCCCAUUAAUAACGCCUUAGCACAUCGCAUUCUCAAAUGCGCUGUUGGUGCAUUACGGACUUUAACUGUAGUAGAAUUAUUGGAGGUAAUCGGAGAGGAUACCACCGAAUUCCUUGACAUCCAAAAAUCCGUCAUGAACCUAUGUGGCGGGUUAGUAGUGGUUGAUAACGAUGGCAACGUCUCGAUGGUUCAUCAGACCGCUCGAGAAUAUCUACUAGAUUCAAACAACGGCAGUCUCUGCGUGGAAAAGAAUCUUGCUCACGGAGAACUCUUCCUUAGUUGUAUGAAGUGCCUGACAACUGCAGGGCUCAGAGAAAAACUGAUUCGACGGUUGAAGCCUGAUCUACUCGAUUAUGCAGCGUCAUUUUGGUCUUCGCAUCUCAUUUCAUCAGAUUCAGAUUCAAUCGUUUUAUCGGAGACCCUCAGACGAUUUCUCAAAAGCCCAGCGAUAUUAUCAUGGAUUCAUUUCCUGACUUUGGAAGGGAAACUUCAUAUACUCGUUCUUACAUCAAAACAUCUAUCGAUACACGCUUCUAGGCAACAGAAACGCGCUCGUACAAAAGGUGAAGAAAGUCACCAGAAUAUGGAUCGUGCACUUAUCGAGAACUGGGCUGUUGAUUUGAUUAAGCUAACCGGAAAAUUUGGUGCGGUUCUGACAAACAACCCGGAGUCGAUUUAUAAAGAAAUUCCUCCCCUGUGCCCUCGCAACUCGUCUAUAUAUCAACAAUUCGGGAGUAUGGAAGCCAAAAGCCUACGAGUUCUGGGAAUCUCAACAGACGAUUGGGAUGAUUCCCUUUCGAGGUUAUCCCUCCCAGGAGCUAAACAAGCUUCCUUCAUUGCAGCUGCUGGCGCUCACAUAGCUAUGCUAGCCGUAUCGGGGAAUGUCUUCAUUUACGAUUCUUCGACAUUUGAAGAGACGAGCAUGAACCCUAUAAACCAUCAUGAAAGGGUCUAUCGGAUGGAGCUCGACAGAACGGCGUCACUACUUGUCACUUAUGGAUACCGAACCACCAAGAUUUGGGAAUUACCAGAUGGCAAGUGUAGGCUAUCUGUGAAUAAUCUGGCUGCAAGGCCACGACCCCUGACCAUGCUCCUGACAAACAAUAACAAGACACUGUUAGUUGGGUUCGAUGACAGACGAAUUAGGUCGAUCAACAUAUGCGAGACUGUACCGAAUUGGAAGGUCGUGGCUGAUCUGGAAGAACCCGAGCUGGACGGGCAAUUCCUCAACGCAGCUAACUAUAUGACUUUGAGCAACGACGGUAGCCUGGUCGCAGUAGCUUACCGUGGCCAUCCUCUGGCUGCAUGGGAAUUAGAUGGCCCUAUUCAUCUCGGGCACUGCUGGCGUAAAAGGGAAGAGGUCUCCAGGGGCGAGGUUAUUGACGCUGUCUGGAACCCUCAAUCGGCUGAAGUAUUAGGCCUGUAUCUUGAAGGGGUUGUAUUCAAGUGGCAGCCCUACGAGGAUUAUGUGGACGAACUACACAUCGGGGCAUCCAAGCUCGCGAUUAGCGAUGACGGAAACACUUUCGCAGCUGGAAGUGCUCAAGGUGUGGUUAAGCUGUACAAAACGUCGAACCUUGCUCUCGUAUAUCAGUUGGCUUCUCAAGAUACUGUUCUCGGUUUGGCAUUCAGCCCCGACUGCCGUCGCUUUUACGACAUAAGAGGACACUACGGAAACGUAUGGGAGCCCGAAAUUUUGAUGAGAUAUGCGGAACAGGCGAACCGAGGAUUUGGAGACAAUGACGAUAUUGAGAGUGCAGUCGCGACUUCAAGCAUGACUGCUAUGAGGACAUAUCAGCAAGUUGACAACAUUACUGUGCUGUCGAAUCGAGGCAGGAUUGCUACGCUGCAUACGUCUCGGGGCCACUUGAGCAUUGAGAAGCUCGCGUGGAGUCCUGCUGGAUGCUCGAUUGCGUUCAUUGACUCUAGCAAGAAGCUGUUCAUUAUACCCAUCAACCCUCCCGACAAGAACAACAUAGACCCCGUCAUAGGAUCUACAACGGAAAUAUCAUUAAAGAGUGCUACCAAGGGAGAAAUAUAUCAAAUACUUCUACACCCGGACUCGAAUCAUAUCUUCGUAUUUACCUCGACUAUAAUCCACCGGUCCAUCACUCUGGACUCGAUAGAGGCCCAUUGGAUUCUUAACCCUCUGAAUGACAGCCAAAUCCUCGGCUUCGAUCCUCAAUCUGAAUGGAAUGCCGGCGAGCCAACAGACCAGGGCGACAGUCGAAGCGAGCAAGGAAGCACAAUCGACCGGAUAUCACGCAAGAACCAAGCCGCGAAGAAGAAGAUACAUUACCACUUCGACACAGCAUCUCUCGGGGCCAUUGGCUCAGAAACGCUAGCAUCGGAACAUGCCGCCGGACGAGGCGCGGUGCGCGUGGCGACUCUUCCCGAAGCGCUUUCCACGCAGAUCACAGACGUCCUAGCUUUCCUCCCGCAGAACAGACUCGUGUAUCUCUCACGGAGUAACUCGAUCUGCUCAUGGAAGAUUCUGUCUUGGGCUGGGAAAUCGCUUGCUCGUGCUGUGCCCAUGACCGUGUCGAGGCCCGCGAGCAUCAUGUCCUCGCGGAAGAACUCGCAGAGCAUUGAUGGAAGCCCUAUCAAGCAGCUAUUCUCGCUACCAAGUGAUUGGGUUAGUAAGGACUGUCUGGCGCUUUCGACGGUUUGGAUCGCGGAGAGGUCGUAUCUUUGUCCCAAGAAUGGGGAAGUGGCCAUUGUUAGAUGCGCGGCUCUCGUAUAA